Molecule: messenger RNA, 2202 nt
Organism: Mizuhopecten yessoensis (Yesso scallop)
Lineage: Eukaryota; Metazoa; Mollusca; Bivalvia; Pectinida; Pectinidae
Product: beta-1,3-galactosyltransferase brn-like
Exons: 2
Coding region: 489-1592 (367 amino acids)
Cellular component (GO): membrane
Molecular function (GO): hexosyltransferase activity; UDP-glycosyltransferase activity
Source: RefSeq, a predicted model, not a curated record
CAAAGGAACGGCCAGUGUACAGGUGCAAUACGGAACGAUACUGUUAUAGCUGCACAUGUGUUGGCGUAUAUAUGCGGGUUUUAUGGUCCAAAUACGUCGUUAUACAGAUGUAAGUAUCCUGUUGAAACUUCAAUUCAGCAAAUGAAGGCAGAUUGACCAGCAAUGAUGAAGGCAGACUGACCAGCAAUGAUGAAGACAGACUGACCAGCAAUGAUAAAGACAGACUGAUCAGCAAUGAUAAAACCAGACUGACCAGCAAUGAUAAAGGCAGACUGACCAGCAAUGAUGAAACAGUGUGCGUUCAAGUAGAUCCCCGUCCUCUCCUCCGUGUUUGAAACUGAAACGCUCUGUGUUAGUUGAUGUGCAAAUUGACUUGACAGUAAAAUAUUUGCUGAGUAUCUAAAUUGAUGAUACUCGGCAGGAAAAUAUAAUUUAGAUUCUUUGUCAUAUAUAAAGUUAAAUUCAAAAGAAUUUCUUAAUCAUCAAGUAUGAUGCUCAGGGGGUAUCGUUGCUGUCUAAGUGCGAUUUACAGGAUAGACACAUGGUCAAAGCAACAUCGUGCAUGUCUUGCCUGCGUGUUUUUCAUAAUGCUUGUAGGACUUUGCUACCUUAUUUUCGUUGAUAAAUCUGAAAUACGUUUUGGGAAAGAUGAAAACCCAAAUAUUGUAUCAUGGCUGCCGGGUUUGCCUGAAAGCAUGUCGUUCUUAAGGCUGCAUUUGGAUAUCCGCAGGAUUGUGAACAGGAAGUUGCUGAAUAUGACAACGGAAGUAGACGACAUAGGAGUGAUCAAUCCACAUCCUUUCCGAUAUAUAAUUAAUCCUGGUCGUUGUAAGUUCAAGAAUCAUGAUGUUCGUCCAGUGUUAGUUAUCGUAAAAUCUGCAGUGCGUAAUGUUUUUCUUCGACAUGCUAUACGGACGACUUGGGGCAAUAUUAGUGAAGACAAUGUCAAAAUAGUGUUCAUGUUAGGACGUAACACCUCUAAUGACCAGCAGAGAACAAUCGACCUGGAGGCCGCAAAGUAUAACGAUAUUGUCCAACAAGACUUCAUAGACGCUGAUUUCAAUAACACGCUCAAGACCAUUUUGUCAUUUAAAUGGGCAACUCAAUACUGUGAAAAUGCUCAAUUUGUAUUGUUUGUAGACGACGACUUUGUGAUCGACUUACCAAAGAUUCUGAUGUAUAUUUAUUCUAUUCCAGAGGUUGAUGCUGAAACACUUUUCAUAGGACAUCGAAUAAUACAACCUGUCGUGAGAGACAAGCGCUCCAAAUGGGCUUUGCCUUUAGAGGUGUUUCCAUACAAAUAUUGGCCUCCAUAUUUAGCAGGUGGGACGUAUCUUGCAAGUAUGCAGGUUGCCAAAAAAUUUACCUGUGCUUUUCCGUAUAUACAAGUUUUAGUUAAAACUGACGGAUGGUUAGGUAUAGUCGCUAUGAAUGUCGGAAUAAACCCUCAAGAUAAUAUUUUUUUUCAUAAUAACGGGAGGUACGCUCAUCUAGCGCUAGUUUACCAGUGCUGCCACACUCAAAAGGAAAUGUUGCACUUCUGGUGGCAAUAUAAUCAGAAAAAAAGCUUCCGAUUUUGGACCCCAGGAUGAACUCUAAACCUAUGCCCCGUAGAACAAUUUCGGUUAAAAAAACACAUAGCCGCCUUUGUCCUAUGAUGACGACACUGCUGAUGCCCUGUGUAUUGUAUACAUUUUGCGAUAUUCAAUUUUUCAUGUAAAUUUUUCUGGCGUAAUCUGUACCUAAAUUACUAUUAUUUUGCGACCAACAGUUAAUUCUGCGGCGUACUCUCAUAGAAAUUUCUGAUAUUUUUUGUAUAUUUAUUUUUAGUUUCGUUCUCUAAUAUUUGAUUAUGAAACACAUAAAUGUUUUGCAUGGAGCUCUUGGGAUACACGUUUUUGACUUUCGGCUAUCUGAUGAAGCGGGCAAUGUGACGGAAUGUUUUCAAGUAGCAAUGAAUAUAGGCUUUCAAAUCCAAAACUAUAUACGUCUUCAAUAUCAAAAAAAAAUCUCAAGUUUCAUAAUCCAACGUACGGCGGAAAAAAUAUCACGUAACCGGCAGUAUUAUUUUGUCUAUCAGGAGUACCUAGUAGAUAAGUAGCAGCAGCCAACGCUUUUUACAUCAGAAUAAUGAAAUACGCUUAAGUUCGAAGUUAGAAACCUUGCAAAGACGUCAUGUAAAUACCACCCUUUUAUUUGUUC